GAUGGUGGGACUGACUGACUGCCGCAACACGAAACGCUGGGAAAACGCUCGUUUGACUGACCAACUCGCAUCACCCAACUGAAGUCGAUCUUCAUACCCAGCAGGUGUUUUCCUGGCGAGUUUUUUUUGCCCACACAACCAACUGCCUCUGACGGACAUCCUUCCCCCCGCGACUCCCGCUUCCUGCUCCGCUCUCCACCGUUCAUACUAUUGUUCUCCUUGGAAUCAGCCGACCUGCUGUUUAUUUACUGGCCUGACACCGUUUCGUAACGCAUACUGACCGAACCGCUCGUCUCGAGCCGUGUUGUGCCGUCUCGCGCCGUGUUGCGCCGUGUUGCCAACAAGUUGGAGUCCGUCGCGUGUCGCUAUGGCGGGAGUACGCGCCUGGUCUCUCCUUGUCCUCGUUACUGUGUUCCUCGCAUCCCGCGUGGUGGAGUCGCAGGUGCGCAAGCCGGUCAAGUACACGGUGGGGCUGCCACGCUCCAAGUCCCCUUGGGCGUGGGGAAUCGCCAACAUCGUGCCACCGAAGCUCUAUGUCAAUGACGUUCUUGAGUUCAAGUGGGCCAACACGAACACAGUGGACGAUGUGGUUCAGCUGCCCUCUAAGGCGGCCUGGACGGACUGCGACCUCAUGUCCACGACCGCGCGCCUGGCCCCGCAGUCCAAGGCGAAGACCAUCACGUACAAGAUCCCUGACAAGUACCGCGGCAUGUGGGUCUACUUCACUAGCUCCGCUGGGAUUGAUUGUGUCAAGGGCCAGAAGUUCAAGGUGUUCGUUAACUAGCGGCCCCGACUCUCCAGGGCUUGCAGCAUUCCUAAACGCGUGAACCCAUUCACGAUGUGAAAGGGCAAUUUUAAAUAAAUUCUCGUAACAAAAUAAAUACGUGUGUGCAUGUGUGGGAGAGAAUAAUGCUAGGCUUUUUCUUGUGUGACUUUCCAGCCUGCUAAAUUCGCUUGAUCAGCAUAAGCAAGCAGGCUGAUUUCAAUAGGAGUGCAAUACAGGAGUGACAUAGGACAUGUGUGCAAGUGUAUUGGCCAGGCCUCUGGAUAGAAUUUGGAGUAGUUUUUCAUGUAAGGGUAUGAACCCUCGACCACUUUUUCUGUAAGGGUGUUUUU
This is a messenger RNA of Closterium sp. NIES-67, 1116 nucleotides long. NCBI's taxonomy places the organism in Eukaryota, Viridiplantae, Streptophyta, Zygnematophyceae, Desmidiales, Closteriaceae. The record is from the annotation of a GenBank genome assembly.